CGAGGGGCCGGAGCGCAGCGGAGCCAUGCAGUACCCACACCCCGGGCCGGCGGCGGCGGCGGGCGCCGUGGGGGUGCCGCUGUACGCGCCCACGCCGCUGCUACAGCCGGCGCACCCGACGCCGUUCUACAUCGAGGACAUCCUGGGCCGCGGGCCCGCCGCGCCCACCCCCGCCCCCACGCUGCCGUCCCCCAACUCCUCCUUCACCAGCCUCGUGUCCUCCUACCGGACCCCGGUGUACGAGCCCACGCCGAUCCACCCCGCCUUCUCGCACCACUCCGCCGCCGCGCUGGCCGCCGCCUACGGACCCGGCGGCUUCGGGGGCCCUCUGUACCCCUUCCCGCGGACGGUGAACGACUACACGCACGCCCUGCUCCGCCACGACCCCCUGGGCAAACCCCUGCUCUGGAGCCCUUUCUUGCAGAGGCCUCUGCAUAAAAGGAAAGGCGGCCAGGUCAGGUUCUCCAACGACCAGACCAUCGAGUUGGAGAAGAAGUUUGAGACCCAGAAAUACCUCUCUCCGCCCGAGAGGAAGCGUCUGGCCAAGAUGCUGCAGCUCAGCGAGAGACAGGUUAAAACCUGGUUUCAGAAUCGACGCGCUAAAUGGAGAAGACUGAAACAGGAGAACCCUCAAAGCAAUAAAAAAGAAGAACUGGAAAAUUUGGACAAUCCCUGUGACCAGAGGCAAGACUUGCCCAGUGAGCAGAAUAAAGGUGCUUUGGAUAGCUCUCAAUGUUCACCCUCCCCUGCCUCCCAGGAAGACCUUGAAUCAGAGAUUUCAGAGGAUUCUGAUCAGGAAGUGGACAUUGAGGGCGAUAAAGGCUAUUUUAAUGCUGGAUGAUGAUCACUGACAUUGGCACAUUCAGAAAACUGGACUUUGGACUAACGUUUGCUACAGAAAAUCUCCGUAGACAUACUGAAAAGCUAUGAGAAAGGGAAUAAUUUUCUGGUAUUCUGGAAAUCUGAAAUAUUUAGUGGCUCGCUAAGCAGCAAACUUACACUGAAACCUUAAUUUUGACUUAAAUGGUUUAUGUACUGAUUGUAGGUUAUAUGAUGAAGGGACUCUUCACUGUUUAAAUUCCCCCCUUUUAAAGAAGUAAAUUUUUUUUCUAUUUAUAAAAAGCAAUUUUGAACAGUUUGUUAAAUUUUUAAGUUAUAACUAAAGAUUUUAAUAAGAUCUUCUUGAAUGACUUUUUAAUCUGUAUCUACAUCCCACUUAAUGGAAAAGCAAAAGGGCACCUCAGAUCCAGAGGUAUGCCUUGGUAAAGGGGCCCAUAUUUCAGGCAGCCUUGGAAUAUUUUAAAAGGAACUUCCUUUACUUUUUAUAUUGUAUUCUUAUACUGCCUUAAAUCCAAUAUGAUCUCAGAGCUCCUGUGUAGGGGAUGUGUGUGUGUUUUUGUUUUUGUUUUUUUGUCAGAGAGAUAUAGUUGAUAAGAAUCUUAAAUGCUUGUUUUGCACUAUCACUUAGUACCUUGUAUGACCAAGGUGUUAAGGGAAUAGUACAGGGCAAUUCAAGCAGAGAAACUGACUUGUCGGUGACUAAAAUUAAUCACAGAUGAACUGGAAGUAGCAGGUUAAUUAAAUGUAAGUAGACUGUAGAUAUUGUGUUUUAUAUCAAACUGUUUAUAAUGUGUGUAUAUAUAAUUGUUCACUGUAAAAAAAAAAUGACCAAAAUGGUGUUUUUUUAAAAUGAGUAACUUGUGUAUAAAAUAAACCCGUCAAUGGGACGACUGAC
This is a messenger RNA of Neogale vison (American mink), 1735 nucleotides long. RefSeq names its product hematopoietically expressed homeobox (gene HHEX). The record is from RefSeq and is a predicted model, not a curated record. Lineage: Eukaryota; Metazoa; Chordata; Mammalia; Carnivora; Mustelidae. Gene Ontology annotation, molecular function: RNA polymerase II cis-regulatory region sequence-specific DNA binding; DNA-binding transcription factor activity, RNA polymerase II-specific. Bases 26 to 841 code for a protein of 271 amino acids. Gene Ontology annotation, biological process: cell differentiation; regulation of transcription by RNA polymerase II. The transcript has 4 exons.